UAUCAAAUAUACAAAACAAAACUUUUUUCUUUCCAUUCAUUCCUCUCUCACACAGAAAAGAAAAGAAAAGAGAAAGAGAAAGGUUAACCCUUGUCACCCCAUUGGAUCUCCUAGACUUCAUGUUCACCGAUCUGGUCAUGCCAAUCAAUUUCAACUGUUUGAGUGCACCAUUUCUAAUACUCAUGCUCUCAAUGCUUGUCGUGUCACGUAUUUUCAUCGCAAAACCUUCGCGCAAAGUGUUUAUGUUAGAUUUCGCAUGUUAUAAGCCCCCGAUUGCUCAGUCCGUCACCAGAGAGGUCACCGUGGCCCAAGCCAAACGUUACGGAAAUAUGAAAGAAGAGACUUUGGAGUUCAUGAAGAUGAUGAUGGAGAGAGCAGGGCUCGGCGACUCUACCUACUUGCCCGAGGCCUUCUUGAAAGACCCUCCUAACGUGUCCAUGGAAGAGGCGAUGAGAGAGUCGGAGAUGGUGAUUUUUGGAGCCCUAGACGAACUACUAGCGAAGACCAAAGUGAAAUUUGAAGAUAUUGGGAUAUUAAUAGUAAAUUGUUGUAUUUUUAACGUGACACCUUCUCUUUCAAGCUGGAUAGUGAAUCGAUACAAGCUUAGAGACAAUAUUGCAAGCUAUAAUCUUACUGGGAUGGGAUGCACCGCUGGACUUUUAGCCAUUGGCCUUGCCAAACAGCUUCUUCAGGUGCACCAAAACUCGUAUGCUUUAGUAGUGAGUACAGAGAACUUAACCCAAAAUUGCUACUUUGGCAAUGACCGUUCAAAAAUCUUAAUCAAUUGCUUGUUCCGGGUUGGUGGAGCCGCAAUCCUCCUCUCCAAUCGAUUGUCAGAUCAUCGCUCAUCAAAAUAUCAGCUUAUCCACACCGUCCACACCCACACAGCAAGUUUUGACCCUUCAUACAACUGCAUCUUCCAAGAAGAAGAUCGAGAAGGACACUUGGGUGUCACUACCACCAAAGAUCUCUUGACAUCGGCAACCAAAGCCAUUGAAUCCAACAUAACCACACUAGGUCCCCUACUCCUUCCCAUAUCUGAACAAGUCCUCUCUUUCCUAAACUACAUCAUAAGGAAGCUCCACGUGGCAGACAUCAAGCCCUACGUUCCUGAUUUCAAGAGAGCUUUUGAUCACUUCUUGCCACAUGUUGGAGGGAAAAUGGUACUGGACGAACUGCAGAGAAACUUCGGGUUGAGUGAAGUUGAUAUGGAAGCUUCUAGAAUGACACUGUAUAGAUUUGGAAAUACUUCUAGUAGUACAGUGUGGUAUGAACUUGCCUAUGUCGAGGCCAAGGGGAGGAUCAAGGAGGGUGAUCGUGUGUGGCAGAUGGCCUUUGGAUCUGGGUUCAAGUGCGCUAGUGUGAUUUGGCGUGCCAUCAGGACCAUUGAUUGCAAGGAUAGGAAUCCAUGGAGCGAUGAGAUUAAUAGGUUUCCUGUGGACCUUGGCAACAUUGGAUCAUUCCCUUACUUUUUUGAACCAUCCAAAUUGACAUGAUUAAACUAAUCUUCACCCACAUUUCAGCAAUGUUAGGUGUUAUGAAAAACCUUUCGUAAAAAUAAUCAUGAAAGUUUUGUGACUCUUGAAUUACACUUAGAAUAAAGUACAACACACUAAUCAAGAUAAUCCAAGGAUCAUAACUCUUUCGUGAUCAUUUUCAUGAAAAAAAUUUCAUAUUCCCUAACUUUUUUCUAUUUUAUUUAAUGUGUCCUUUUUAUCGUUGAAUUGAUAAACGUUGCUAGUGUUGCAAAGAGUAGAAUAGGUCUUAAACCUAUGAUCACGGAUGUAAUAAUAGAUGUACUUAUCAUUUAAGUAACACACAUUAUAUAUGCAUGUGUAUUUUUUUUUUGGAGUUGCACAAAUAACGUGUGUGUGAAUCACUUGUU
This is a messenger RNA of Camellia sinensis, 1885 nucleotides long. RefSeq names its product 3-ketoacyl-CoA synthase 11. Lineage: Eukaryota; Viridiplantae; Streptophyta; Magnoliopsida; Ericales; Theaceae. Gene Ontology annotation, cellular component: membrane. The record is from RefSeq and is a predicted model, not a curated record. Gene Ontology annotation, molecular function: acyltransferase activity, transferring groups other than amino-acyl groups. Gene Ontology annotation, biological process: fatty acid biosynthetic process.